Symbiodinium necroappetens is the source of this 1749-nucleotide messenger RNA. The record is from the annotation of a GenBank genome assembly. NCBI's taxonomy places the organism in Eukaryota, Dinophyceae, Suessiales, Symbiodiniaceae.
AUGGCCAUCUCAGCAAGUGGGCUCAUCACACUCCUUGUGUUGGUCUUCCUGGGCCCUGUCAUCUACUUAGUUCGCUACAUAGUGCUUCGCAAGCCCGUUGAGGUUCAGGUGACCAAAGGAGACGAUGGACAAGAGCACAUGAGCACCACUGCCUAUCUUUUUGCCUUACUAGGCUAUGCCAUCGGCAUCGGGAAUGUCUGGCGCUUCCCCUACGUCAUCAGCAAGAAUGGGGGUGCAGCUGCUGUCAUCGCCUACGUAGUUUGUGCCGUCCUGGUGGCCUGGCCUCUCUUCAUCUAUGAGAUGAUCCUGGGACAGUAUGUGCGCAAGACCUUUGUCGAGACAUGGACUUUCAUCCGCCCGCGGUGGCUAUCUUUUGGUUGGGCUCAAUUCCUCAUGCUCUUCAUCGUGCAAACUUAUUUUUCGGUCAUCAUCACUUACACCUUACCUUACAUUGCCGCCAGCUGUGAAGAGCCGUUGCCUUGGACCGCGACCUCAUCGGCGGAGUUCUGGUCCGAUACAAUCUUGAACAGCUACCCGGACCUGAGCAGCAAGCCUCCCGGCUUAGGGCCUAUCCAAUGGCGUUUGGCCAUUUCCCUCUUGGUCUUCUGGGUGAUCACCUUUCUUUCCGUCGCUUUCGGCAAGAACAUCCUCGCUCAAAUCACCUAUGUCACGGUGAUCAUGCCUGUUAUGUUGAUGGUCAUUCUCGUGGUGGUGGCUGCACAACAGAAUGGGGCCUUUGAUGGAGUCAAGUACUACAUUGGCAAGUUUGAAGCAUCGCAGCUUGCGCGACUGGAUGUGUGGGCCACGGCAUUGGGACAGAUCCUUUUCAGCUUGUCUCCUGGCUUUGGAACCGCUAUCACUUACUCAAGCUUCGUGAAGCCCAAAGAAGACGUUUACCGUGCAGGGCUCAUUGUCGCCGUUGCAAACUCCGCAUUCUCGUUGUUGGGAGGGUUCGCAGUUUUCUCCAUGGUGGGCCACCUAGCCCACGACAAGGGCGUCCCUGUCGAAGAUGUCGCUACUAAAAGUGGCACUGGCCUGGCCUUCAUCAUCAUCUCUGAGGCGAUGACCCUAUUCGGCGACUUUCAGAACAUCAUGUCCGUCUUGUUCUUCGUCAUGCUGUUUACUUUAGGUCUUGACUCGUCUUAUGCUUGGACUGAAACUAUUGUCAGUUCUGUGGAUGAAGUCUUACGGCAGAAUGGGUAUAAGAGACCCAUCUGGCAAACCUCCUUGGUGCUUUGUACCAUCAUGUUCCUGCUUGGCUUAGUCUUCACAACGCGAUUGGGUAAUAACCUCUUGGAUGUCAUCGACAUGUUCGUUGGCACAAUAUUCCUCCUGGCUGUGUGUUUCGUCGAGUCCCUCAUCUUGAACUUUGAUGUCGGGUGGCAGCGCCUCUCGUAUUCCCUAAAGGCUGCGACAGUUGGGAAUAGACUGACUCCGAACGGUCGGAAUCUCUUCCCCCGCUGGCUUUGUCGAACUGAUCUUCACCUGACCGUUCCCCUGGCAACCAGCUUUCUAUGCAUCUACCAGAUCAACUAUGUGGCUCGGGAACAGUAUGGGGGAUACCCCACGAGUCUUGUGGCAUGGGGAUGGGCCCUAUUAGCUGCCUGUGUGGCUGUCAUGUGUGUUACAAUCUGGAAGUGCGACAGAGGCUCCCUCCCUGCAAUCGAAGAAGAUCUGCGCUUCAAGGCUGUCCUUCAAAUGGACGACGAGAGCAGUAGCAGCAGCGAAGUCCCACCGAGCUCAUGCUGA